Molecule: messenger RNA, 516 nt
Organism: Lucilia sericata (common green bottle fly)
Lineage: Eukaryota; Metazoa; Arthropoda; Insecta; Diptera; Calliphoridae
Exons: 2
Coding region: 134-388 (84 amino acids)
Source: RefSeq, a predicted model, not a curated record
AGAAUAAUAAAGAAAUAAUAAAUGAUAAGUAAAUAUAGUAAAUCUUGUGUAUGACUCUCAAUGUACUAUAAAUACUUGAUGUGACUUAGUUUUUUCCAUAAUAAAACACUUUUAAUCUUUCGAAUUAAUUACCAUGAAGACGAAGUCACUGUAUUUCUGCGUCCUUGCAUUCGUUUUAUGUUUUACUACUGUUACGGCACAAUUAGGUUGCCGCAUGUAUAGCGUAGUUUUGCGACCGGGUCAAAGGGUAUGUCAACGUAUGUGUUACCCUAGAGUUGGGAGACCUAAUAUAGCCUGCUAUACAGCUAGACGAGUCGAAAGACAAAACCUUUGUCAUCCAACUUGUUGUCGCUUUAAUAAUAGAUGCCAGCAACUUUUAUAUACUUAAAUUAAGACGAUAUUUAAUAAAAAAACGAAAUUUUAUAAUUAAGUAAUAAUUUCAUAAUAUUGCAAAGACACCAUAAAAAUUAACACAUAUUCAAUAAAACUUAACACGCGUGUAAAAUUUUAAUUAAA